This is a messenger RNA of Schistocerca gregaria, 840 nucleotides long. RefSeq lists its product as uncharacterized. The transcript has 2 exons. The record is from RefSeq and is a predicted model, not a curated record. Bases 1 to 840 code for a protein of 279 amino acids. NCBI's taxonomy places the organism in Eukaryota, Metazoa, Arthropoda, Insecta, Orthoptera, Acrididae.
AUGCGGAGCAGUAAUAACUUUGCGUUCCCGGCAUUCCACAGCAGCGCGGCGCUCAUCUGCGGCGGGCCGGCGCUCCCCUGGGGUGGAAUGGCGACCCGGCCAGGACCAGCCCUCGCGCCGCGUGGGAGUGCCAUUAAUACCCCUAAUGCCGCCAUUAAACGUCUGCGGCAGCCGCAGCGGGCGAUCCCGCCGGGCGCACUGUUCGUUCGGCACCGCUGGGAGCAGGGGCGCAUUCUUCGCCAGCUUGGCAGCGUAUUACUUUUAAUUUAUGGUCCCUCCGGCACUGUCAAGCAACACCGGAACCAGAUCCGUUUGUACCGUCCUCGAUUUUCAGCCGCUGGUUCUUUUCCGGCGGAAUUGGAUGCUUCGCGGCUUCCGCUGCCUCAGCCCACGGCUCUACCGACAACGUCUCUACCGCUCGCGGUCCUGCAGCCGCCGCCGCUGCCGGUCCGGUGUCCUGCACCGGGCUGGCGCCUCCCACCACCACCACGUCCCCACCUCCAGCCGCCACCGUCUCCGUCGUCGUGUUCCUCCGCGGUGCCGGAACUGAUGGACGCUGAGGCUGCCAUCACGUUGCCGCCAUCACCGUCACCCAUGCAGGUUGUUGCUCCGCCUCCUCAUCCGAGCAUACCCAGUGACGGUGAGCGGCCUGGGCAGGUUUUCCACAGGGCGUUUUCCUCGCUCCCUCGCGAGCAAUUCGCGAUCGCGGGUGGGCUGCACGCCAGGCAGUUCCGCUGUCCACCGCCUCAGUUGCGUCGCCCCUGGGUCCUCCGCCCGCCGUCGGAAGCCUUACUUAACGACGGCGCGCCGCUUCAGGGUGGAGGGAUGUGGUAUCCAUAG